UCCUAAACUUUGACGGCAAAGAUAUAUUUGAACCAAACUUAUAACGGAAAACAUAUUUAAACCUUUUCACAAAGUUUAGGGGUAUAUGAGAGAUUAUAAAAGUUUGUCAAACUUUCUUCUUCCAUCGACUUUCUAGGAACCUUCAACAAGACAGAGAAAAAAAUCCCAACUUCAUUUCUCACACUUUCAUUACAUCGAAAUUGACCUGCAUUAUACAUUAUCUAUAUAAAUUGUCCUAAUCUUCAUCGCACUAAAUAAAAAAAAAAAAAUACAAUAACAAUAACAAUAUCUUCCUAGCAAUUAUGGCGACGCAAAAAUAUCAAAACGUCGUCGUAAUGAGGCACGGUGAUCGUCUAGAUAACUUUGAAGAAUUAUGGGUAAUGAAAGCCGAAAGGCCGUGGGACCCACCACUGCAUCAAGAUGGUAAGAUCCGUGCAUUUUGUACGGGUCAAAAGAUCCGAUCCAAUAUGGAUUUGAAAAUCCAUCGGGUUUUUGUUUCGCCGUUUUUGAGAUGUGUGCAGACAGCUGCUGAGGUUGUACGUGCUCUUUGUGAUGUUGCGGAACGUAAUGGGGAAUCGAAUUUGUUGUCAUCCAACUCUGAUUCUGUUAUCAUUGAUCCGUCUAAAGUCAAAGUAUCUAUUGAAUAUGGUUUGUGUGAAAUGCUGAAUUUAGUAGCCAUAAGACCUGCUGCAGCUCCCAAGGAUGGGGAUUUCAAAUUCAGUAUCUCACAAUAUGAAUCUGAGUUGCCUGCUGGCACUGUAGAUAACACUGUUGAACCUGUGUAUAGGAAGCUGCCAGAGUGGGAAGAAACGUUGGAAAGUGCAAGGUCUAGAUAUAAGGAGGUAGUUAAGGCCCUUGCUGAUAAGUAUCCUUCUGAGAACCUGUUGUUAGUCACACAUGGUGAAGGAGUAGGCUCCAUCUUUACUGAGCUUAACAAGGAUGCAGCUGUAUUAGAGGUGGAAUAUUGUGGACAUUUGUACGCGAAGAGAAGUAUCCAAUUCGGACAGAACCAAUCAUUUACUGCUGGAGAGUUUGUAUGCGAGAAACAAACCGGUAUAUUAGCUGCUUCUAAAUAAAAAUAAGUCUACCAGACUAUAAGCGAUUAUAUUGUUUGGGUUUCUUCCCUCUCUUCCAUGGCUGCUACUUAUCGUCCAUUUGUCAAAGCUUGUUUGUCCAUUUAGAUGUGUUACGGUUUCCAUUGCUGAACUAUGUUAUUACUCUUUUCUUCUUGUUUUUGAACUUUUUAUUUGAAAGAGAUGAUUAUGGAAUGGCACCUUGUAAUUGUGGAAUCCCAAGAUGCAUAUUUCUCUGUUGGUUUACUUA
Messenger RNA from Capsicum annuum, 1323 nucleotides. RefSeq lists its product as uncharacterized. Bases 303 to 1076 code for a protein of 257 amino acids. The record is from RefSeq and is a predicted model, not a curated record. The transcript is spliced from 4 exons. NCBI's taxonomy places the organism in Eukaryota, Viridiplantae, Streptophyta, Magnoliopsida, Solanales, Solanaceae.